Xenopus laevis (African clawed frog) is the source of this 457-nucleotide messenger RNA. RefSeq names its product filamin-B-like. Lineage: Eukaryota; Metazoa; Chordata; Amphibia; Anura; Pipidae. The coding region runs from base 158 to 457 and encodes 99 amino acids. The transcript has a single exon. The record is from RefSeq and is a predicted model, not a curated record.
AAUGAGGAUCGGGUGGUGCAGUACCGCGGGCGGCCGGCUGGUGGCGCUGGUGAGUCGGAGGAGGGGGCUGGGCAGUUGCACAUGUGCAGUUGUCGCUGUCGGGACAGUCUGGCAGGAGCCGUGAGUCAGAGCAGAUCGCAGCAGCGACCCCAGUACAAUGCCGGUGACGGAGAAGGACCUGGCCCAGGACGCGCCAUGGAAGAAGAUCCAGCAGAAUACAUUCACCCGCUGGUGCAACGAGCAUCUCAAGUGCGUCAAUAAGCGCAUCGGAAACCUGCGCACCGACCUGAGCGACGGGCUGCGACUAAUCGCACUGCUGGAGGUGCUGAGCCAGAAAAGGAUGUACCGCAAGUACCACCCGAGACCCACCUUCAGCCAAAUGCAACUGGAGAACGUGUCUGUGGCCCUGGAGUUCCUGGAGAGGGAGAACAUCAAGCUGGUGUCUAUAGGUGAGUGA